This is a messenger RNA of Bursaphelenchus xylophilus (pine wood nematode), 905 nucleotides long. The record is from the annotation of a GenBank genome assembly. Lineage: Eukaryota; Metazoa; Nematoda; Chromadorea; Rhabditida; Aphelenchoididae.
AUGGAACUCUUUGGGACUCUAUUUUCACAUCGACUCUCAUCGAUCAGAGAAACCGAUAGUGAAGAAGUUGCUCAUGGCGUACUGAGAUGCGCCGAACCCGUAAAGUUUGAUCUCCAGAAAGGACCUACAUGCGGUCCUGUAGCUCAAGUAAUUUUAUCCAAACUUUUUGCAACAAGCGAAAUUAGUGUGGAAGAAAUCGUUGAGUACAACCGGUCAAAAUCAUAUACUACAGUAGGUGAAUGUUUCUCAGGUAAUUUUAAAAAAAUACUUUUUGAUAGAUGGAUUGCUUAAGGCUAGGUGAACGUUAUUAUUUUUAUCAUGAAUUUUUGCAUUUUUUAUAGUGGACUGGAUGAGAGAAUCGUGUGCACAUUUCUUCCCCGAAUUGUCAUCCCUUUCUGAAUCUUUCCCUACUUCCAUUGGUCUUGUUCGCAACCUUAAAGAUGAAGCUUUAUAUUUGGUACCAUAUGAUUCUGGUAAAGAUCACGGACCUGUUUCUCAGAAUGGGGUUUCAGCACAUUGGUGCAUCAUAGUAGGCGUUUAUAUUCAAAAUUUAUAUUUACAUUUCAGAUUGGUUACUUUAUUAUAACGAAUCAGAUAGACGACGAAAUUCUAAAGUUCCGUGAAGAAGAUUUAUAUUUGGUGACAUAUCAGGGCAAAAGCAGGUAUACUCAACAUUUAUAAUCAGAAUUAUCAAGUUCUGUUCUGAUUGCUCUAACUGUUUAUUCAGAAACCCGGGACUGUGGAAAUAUACAGCGCUCCGAGCCAGUAAUGCCCAGCUGAACACUUACGACAAACAGGAUAUGGCAAUGGAUAUUGGGGGUAUUCAGGCCGGCCUGAAGGGCCGAGUGGUUCGCAUUCAAGGCGGCCAAGGACAUCGCAUGAAAAUAGUCAACUUCCGGAUGUGA